AUGGUUGACAAUGUUCAGGGCUUGGACUCGUUGGACAGUACGUGCACCUCCCUAGCCGGCUCUCUGUCCAGAAGCGGCAGUAUCCGAAAGACCGUUCAGAGAAAACUCCCAGACAACGUCCAGUUGGAUCUCGACGAGAUACGGGCUGAUCUUACCGCUGCCGGAUGGGAACGUCGACUAGGUGGCCUGAAACGUUUCGAGGAGAUGUGUUCCAGCGCUACCAAGGCCGUUGCCUCUGACACCAAGCAUUUCAUUGGUCGUCUCAACGACAUCAACAGCAAGGUGUCCCUUGAGGGACUCGACACCUACAUGGUCACUCUACCUGUGCUCAGCAAGCUCUACUCCACGGAAGCGCACCUGAAAGCAGUGCUGAAUCAGCUCGUGUUGGCCUUAAUGUCACAUCUGUCGAGUAAGAGUGAUGAGCAUCGUAAAACCGCUCAGAAGUGUCUCACCGAAACGAUCAAACGAGUCGAUCCAGCCAGUCUCUCUCCGGCUAUCGCGGCGGCGACUCGAAAAGCGAACAUCAAGCAGAAACCCUUCAUGCUGAACCUGUUCAGCCGCUUGAACGCCAUGCUUUAUCCCACAAAACCGAAGCAAGUGGAGGUGGUUGCGCUGCCCAUCCUUUGGGAGUGCUUGAAGGCCGGCGUGACAGACAGCGAGACGAAAAAGGCCGUGACGGAAUUCGCCAAAGGACUCGUUGAUCUGAUGGGUGAACGAGCCUUCCUUGAUCAAGCUUCCAUGGAAUUGGACCCUGCACGCCGAAAACAGCUCGAGUCUUUGAUACGGUAA
Messenger RNA from Cooperia oncophora, 789 nucleotides. The record is from the annotation of a GenBank genome assembly. NCBI's taxonomy places the organism in Eukaryota, Metazoa, Nematoda, Chromadorea, Rhabditida, Trichostrongylidae.